This is a messenger RNA of Gallus gallus (chicken), 7330 nucleotides long. Its product is annotated as KIAA1841. The record is from RefSeq and is a predicted model, not a curated record. Bases 3162 to 5408 code for a protein of 748 amino acids. NCBI's taxonomy places the organism in Eukaryota, Metazoa, Chordata, Aves, Galliformes, Phasianidae. The transcript has 20 exons.
CAGCUUGACAAGAUGCCACUUCAGCUGAUGUGCAAAGGGAAAGUAAAUUUCUGUGAAAAGUUGUCCGUAACUGGAGGCUGAGGAUAGUACUCCAGUAAUAGUACUUUGUUUCCCUCUAAGAAUUGCAAGAGAGUUAGGUGACACAGUCAAACCAUUACAAGUUCUCAAUUGCUUGCUUUUGGUAAGAAGUAUGACUUCUGUCAUAAAGACUUAGCUUGCUCUUUUUUUUUUUAAUAAAAAUAGUGACUUAUGAGAGAAGGGGGUACAGUAAGGAGAGGAGAUUAGAAAUUAAAAAAAAAAACAAACAAUGAGGCUUUGUUCAUUAAAAUAACAUGAGAAUAAAGGGUAUCAUCUAGUCAAGCACUUUCUAGGUUGCUUAUUUUUCCUCACUGUGUAUGCUAAUUUAGCAUCACUUCUAGCCAUUUUGUGUUGGAACCUAUUAACUGCCUGUCAGUAGCCUGUCAGCUAUUGCAUCUCAUUUCCAUUUUUUUGUUUAUAUUUGUUUUUAAAGAAUGUCAAAAUAUCCUGCAUUUUAGUGCAAUAGUAAUGCUGUGGAGAGGCAGGAGUUUACAGAAUACAUUGAGUGGCAAAGAAAAUGUAAACUUUCAUACUUAGUUGUCCCAGUUAGCUAAGUUCUUGGAGGUACAUCUUUACACUGCCAUUCAGGUGGUAAACAUUACAUCAGCCCAUAAAAUGUGAGAGCUCUGAUUUAUCAAGAGCCAUAAAAGCAUUAAGGCUGUUCAGAGUGUGUAGUAUUUUAUUCAUAUUGGUGUUUGAGAAUUCUGUCUCAAAAUACAAUUUUUCUUAAUGAAGGAGAGAGAAAACUUCUGUGUGUGUAGAAUAUAUAUAUAUAUAUGUAUAUAUACACACACACCCAUUCUAAAGGUUAGAGGAGUGGAUAAACUUCUUAAAACUUGUUUUUACUGUUAAUAUACAGUUUUUAUUUUGAAGAUAGAAAAAGUAGGAUACAUGCUUUUGCUUAACUGAUCCAGUAGUUUCAGUUUGUUUCUGCAAAGAUCUUCAACACCCAUUAUUUAUUUAAGCAAAGCUUUCAGUUUUUACACUUUAUUUGCUGGCCUUGUUCUUAUAAUUCUCAAGAAAACUGACAAGAAAAAUUGAGGAGAGCAUAUUUUUAUUGAGGUAGAGUGACUGAGAAGAUGCAUCUUAUCCUCAGAUUUUAAAGUAACCUCUGAGUGCCUUUUGAUAUAGCAAGUGACUGCAGUCAGGUGUUGGGAGAUACCACCUUUACUAGAUUGUUAGAUCUUCAAGUGGGAAGAGGAAGAAGUAGUUUGAAAAAUAAAUGUGAAAUGUGAAACUGGAUUCACUGGAUAUAAAAUAGAACAUGCUUAAAAAAACAGUAAACAAUCCUGAAAUAUCAAAUACAUGGAGAGGAAAAGGUUGGGGGGGGAAGGUUAGCGUGCACAGUUGCUUACAGUGUGUAUUCACGGGAGAAAUUAUUUACUGUUGUGAGAUUUAUUUACUGGGCUAUCAGUCUUCCAUAGCAGUGCAAGAUUUCAGUCAGAGGAAGGGUUUACAUUAAUGAACAAUCCAAACUUUUUUGUAGUGUCCAUUCAAGUAGACUUCUAUUUACUUGCUCACAAGAAGUUUGGUAGAUAGUGCUUUGGUGUUUGUUACAAUCUUUCAAACUACUAAUUGAUGAAUUCAAUUUUUCACAUUUUAAGACAUACUAUUUUGAAAACAGUAGAAAAAUAGGUUGUUAAUAAUUUGUCUUUACAGCAGUUCAACUUUUGUCUGCCGAUCACUAACUCUCAUAACUGUAUCUGCUAAAUGUUGGCAGAGGUUGUGAUUCUUUCAGUCUUACAAUUAUUUUAGUGAGAAAAGGAAGACCAAGCAAUGAACAAAGUUAUUUACGUGCAGAGGGGCAUUAAAAUUAAGUAAAGUGCAUGUGUGUUUUUAAGAUUUAAAUUUUGUUUUUACACGUACAAACCAGUGUCAGGAAAAGGCCUGAAUCAUACAAUUCCAUUGUAUACAUUUCCGGCUGUAUGUCAGCCUACGGGGAAAAGAAUUAUCUAAAUGAACGCUGAUUGAAAAAGAGCAGCCUGUCAACCAUGCUCUCAAGACUUGCCCAACUUUAGAAAAGCUUAGAGAAGACUGAAGGGAGCAGGCGUGGCUCCAACGGGAGUAGGUGGAAGAGAUUAGGAAAGCAAUUAACUCUUAUCCUAAGACCUCUACCUUCUAUGUCGUUCUUAUGUUAUUCUUUGGAAUUAUUUAUAUACCUAUAGCAUAUAGGCAGAGAAGGCUGUAACAGACCUAUGACAUUUGCAUAUAUAAAAUUUUAGUUUAUUCUUACUUAGUGUCAUUGAUACCCAGUUUAGCAUACCAGCCAUUUUAUGCUUGAAUACUACAUGAACUAAUGACAGCUGGCGGUUUUGGCUGGUUCUCUGGGCGCUAGCAGGAUGCAAAUAUGCACAUGUUCAAAGCUUUGCUCAGGUUUCUGAAGAAUAAAUUAAAAAUACUCCUCGUCUAGUGGAAGUUUCUAAAAUUGUCACUCCUUUUGCACAGGUUCAAAUACUGUUUCUCCUGUGGGACGUCUGAGCUGAUAAGACUGUUUUGGCAUAUUUGGUCAUUCUGUUGAGAUGUGCUAGUUGGGGAAAUACAAAGCACAUCGUUUCUUAUAAAUUUGUUCAGUGAAAACCUUCCAGAAGAGGUAUCAACACAGAAACCAACACACCAAUUUCCGUAAUGCACUAUCAACAUUGCUUAGAAAUUCUUGUUGGCGAUAGCAGGGGAACGCUUUAUUUUCCACAACGCAGACAUCAACCCAUUUUCAUCUGCGCACGUGUGGCCACGUGGGCUUUGCCAACACUUUGUGGACUGCAGCGGGGCCGUCGUUUUGUCCACAAGCGAUAACGUGCAUUUCUUCCGCUUACCUCCCGACACUGGUUCUGCUCUGUUUUGUGCGCUGCGUCCUCACUAGAGAGCUUCAUCCCUGGGAAGCUCUCGCCUUCCGCUUCGUCGCCCCGUUCUGCCCCGGCUGAGCCCGUCGCGGCGCUGCGGCACGGGCGGAAGCGAGACAGCGUUGAUGACGAGAGGCGGUGUCGCCCCAGGCCUGGGGGACGCGUAGCCAGGCGACCGGACGCUGCGCGCGGGGCUGGAGAGGGCGCUGCCGCUGCACUGCGACAAGGUGUAAGCAGCGAAAGAUGAGUCGUGGUUUUUCAGAAAACAAUAACUUUCCAUAUGACAACAAUCAAAUGGUUUUGGAUAUGAUCCUGUGUUCCCUAAUUGGUGUUUCUCAGCCUAUCAACUGGGACAGCGUGGCAAGGCUGGUUCCUGGAUAUACAUCCAAAGAGUGUGCAAAAAGGUUUGAUGAACUAAAAAGCACUGGAAGUUCACCUGUGGACAACCAGUAUAAUCCCUUGAUGGCUGCUGGUGAGAAUCCUGUGGAAACUUUAGCUGUGUACAUCAAAUCCUCCUUGCUUGACACACGGACAGAGUUUCAAGACCCUGCUAUUGGGCAGGAUUCCAUUACUAUAACUGGAAGGCCCAGCACAACCUCUACAAGGAAUUGUUCUUCAGAAUCUGACAAAGGUUCUGCGCAUAAAGGUGAAGAAAGCAGUGACGUAAACCAGGGGCCAAAUAUGGUGAUACAUGUGUGUGAUGAAGCAAAAAACCUCAAAGAAGAUUUUGUUUGUCCUCGAGAUCUUUUGAUUUCCGAAAUGAAAUACUUUGCUGAAUAUCUAUCAGUAGAUGCCCAGCGCUGGGAAGAAGUGGACAUUUCAGUGCACUGUGACGUUCACAUCUUUGACUGGUUGAUAAGAUAUGUUAAAAGGAACACUAAAGAUGGUGAAGCUUAUGAAAUCCCUGCAUUAGAACCAGCAAAUGUCAUAUCAAUUCUUAUUUCUUCUGAGUUUUUGAAGAUGGAUUCAUUAGUAGAAAAAUGUAUUCAUUAUUGUCACAAAAAUAUGAAUGCUAUUGUAGCCACGCCUUGUAACAUGAAUUGUAUCAAUGCUAAUCUUGUUGCACAUAUUGCUGAUCUUUUUACUCACAAUGAACUGGAAGAGUUGAAGGACAAGAGAGAUAAAUUUAAAAGUAAACUUUUCUGCAAGAAGAUUGAGAGACUGUUUGAUCUAGAGUACGUAAAUCCAGAUUCUCGAGGAAAUGCAGCUACCUUAUACAGGUGUGGUCUUGUUUUUGUUAUUAUUUCAAUUGUCCCUGUAAUUUGUAGUCUUGCUCUUACGCCAAUAUUUUAUCUUAUUUUUAAAUAUAGAUGUUGUUUAUGUAAAAAGCUGUUAACUAAAGAAACUGAAAGAAGAAUUCCAUGUGUACCUGGAAAAAUCAACAUAGAUCAACAUGGGAAUAUUGUCUAUGUUCAUAUAAGAGAUAAAACCUGGGAAGUUCAUGAGUACCUGAUUGGCCUUCAUGAAGAACUGAAAUCUUGGCAGGACGUUUAUUGGCGUCUCUGGGGGACUGUCAAUUGGUUGACCUGCUCAAAAUGUAACCAAUCUUUCCUGUGUACUGAAUUCUCCCAUUGCCAGUACCAUCCACAGCCAGUUCUUUAUCCAGGUGUAGCAAGUGCUCUGGGGUCAACUGGGACAGGAGUAUAUCCAUGUUGCAACCAGAAAGUACUUCGAUUUGAUCCUACUACCCUCCCAAAGGGCUGUAAGGUGAGGGAUCACAUGACUAGUUUACCUUCCAGAAAUGAAGAUGGGGACUCUUUGCCAUCUCAGACCACUAAAAUACUAAAUGAUCUGCUCCAUCAUAGAGACGUUAUUGUUGUUCCUUUUACUAAGGAUGAGAAUAGUGACUCUGGUAUUGGGCUCUGUGAUGAAAAAGGCAUUGAAUGUGAUAUGCUUGUAGAACCAAAUACACCGUGGGGUCCCAAAACUGGAGAAAUCAAUGCUUUUCUUUCUCUGAAGAACUGGACUUUACAACUGAAACAGCAGUCAUUGUUAUCUGAAGAAGAGGAAUAUACCACUGGCUCUGAAGUCACUGAGGAUGAAGUGGGGGAUGAAGAAGAAGUAUGCAGGAAACCAGGGAGAAAGGAGAAGCUAAAGAAAUUCUAUAAACACCCAAAGAAAGGGACUUCUUCACCUAGUAUUCAGAAAAAGGAGAAGCCAUCUGAGAAGCCAAGUUCCCGAGAUGCAUCUCCAUUCACUGUAAGCGUGCAGCAGAACAAAUGGGAUGCCUCCAGGUCACUAAGAUUCAACCAAGAUGCUCAAAGAGAAGAUGACCAGAGGAGAAUGUCUGAGAUUACAGGACACUUAUUAAAAAUCAGGCUGGGAGACUUUGGUCGAAUCAAGUCAAAAGACAGCAAAGAAUAUGCAGGAGGUAUUUAUUCGAGACUUGAAGCUCAGGUAAAGGCCUCAGCACAGGUCAAUGCACGACAAAUCAACACUGAGAAGAAUGCCAGGUCAAAAUCCCGUUUUGGUCAAGGUCGUCCUACAUAAAUACUCAUGGAAAAAAUUGUAGCCAGAAUACAUUACUACUUCCUGAAAUUGCAUGGCACUCUUGAUAUAUGGAGAAUGUGCAUCUCCGGAAGCCUUGACUUGAUAAGCAGUCACUUAUUUCUUUAAGCCUUGUACAUUACUGUGUAUGAUAAAUGAAUGCAAAUCCAAUAAGGUCUGUACUUACUUUAAUUGUAAAUAUACUAUUUCUUAAAUUUAAAUUUAGUUGCUUUUUAGGCUUUUGUUUUGAGUUGCGUAGAAAAUAUUUUAUAAACCUGCAAAUUUAACUUAUUCAACUAAGUUUUUUGGGGGGAAGACAUAAAUUUGCCUUCCAGUAUGAAAGAGAAAUACUGGAAAGGAAAAAGCAAGACUACUGAAUUCUGAAUACAAUCAGCAGUGUUAACAAAAGUCACCUGGAACAUAUGUAUGUUUGUUAUGUUGUAUUUGGUAGGACAUUUUAGGUCUGUCCUCUAGGGAUUUGCAUUUGAAGACAGAGACAGUACAGUAGCUGUGAAUUAGACUAGUUAAUGCAGAGUUUUAAUGCAGCUCUGAGGCUUCCUUCCAUACAACUACACAACUCGCAUUCAUGUGAAGGUGCCUAACAGAUGGAAACUAGACCUUCAGAGAUUGUUUAAAUGCCAUGUUGAUGGGGAUGUGAAGCAUUUGCUUUAUUUGUAUGUGAAGUUCACACUUACUCGCAUACCAUAUCUGAUUCCUCUUGCACAGUACCGUGUUAGGUUCCCUUCUAAUGCCCAGACAAAGCUGUUCCAUCUUUCAGUGCCAUACCACUAAAUUACUCAGCGGAUAUGCUAUUAAUUAGGCAUCUUUCAGUUCAAAGGAAUCAUUAUGAAGAAUUGUGCAUGUAGAUGUUUUGGGUCUUUUUUUUUUUUUUAGCCUGCCUAAAUAGUACUGUUUCGAAGUCACUUUCAAGUUCUGUAAUUGGAGCAAUAGAAUACGAGUUUGUGUGUAUGUAAAAUCCAGGGCUACCAAAAAGAAAUAAUUUGCCUAGAAAAUAGUUCACAUAUUAGCAAAGAGAUAGCAGUAGCUGAAUUCCAGUAAACAUAUUCUGACCUUUUUGAGACAAGUAGAAAGAGCACUCAGGGAAAGUUUGUUCUGGACCACAGCUGUAAAAUAUGAGUUUGGAGUUAAGUCUGCAAGAUAUUGGGCAAGGAGAGGGACAACAUGAUUGUAAUGCGUUCUUCGCUCCAUUCGGGCUUUGUGUGUUUUGUGGGUCUUCAGUGGGCAUUAGAAGAGUAGGAUUGCAAUGCUUGAAAAUACUGCUUUCAAGGUGGAAGAUUUUUUAUUAAAAUUUAAAAUGAAUGCUGUUUAUUCCUGUAUUUUGUCCAAUGCAAACUCAGAGCACAAUAAAACUAACAGGCAAAGCUGUGGAUUUUGCUGGCUUUGGUUUUUGGGCAGGAACAGUAUCCUUUGCAGGUGUGCUCCAAUCUGCAUUAAAUAAAUAAGGCUUUGUUAAUGUGCUAUGUCUGUUUGCAAGUAGUAAAGCAGCUUUAAGCACUUACAGUAAACAUGGGAAGACUGACUAUUGUUUUCUGAAGGAGAAAUCUGCAGAGAAAAAAAAAAAAAAAGCAAUAGAAUAAGUGUUUUGCUACAAUUCUGUGACUUCUGAUAGAGAAUAGAGAAUAGAGAAUUGUUCCAAAUGGUAAACUUUGCUAUGAAAGUUGCCAGCUUGUGUAUGUGUAUAUGUAUGCUUACUUUUCUUAGAACAACUAACCGAAAAUGGAGGGAAAAUGCUGGUUUUAUGUGCCAAUAUUGUUGUAUUUUUUCAAAAGUAUUUUGAGCAUUUAACAAUAACGUACAUGAUGUGCAGCCUUUUUUCCCCUCUUGUCAACCACAUUUCUUUUAAUUUUGUAUUAAUUUUGAAAUUGUCUUGGUUUAAUGGAAAUAAAAGUAAUCCAUUUAAGAGA